Dichotomopilus funicola is the source of this 735-nucleotide messenger RNA. RefSeq lists its product as uncharacterized. The coding region runs from base 1 to 735 and encodes 244 amino acids. The record is from RefSeq and is a predicted model, not a curated record. NCBI's taxonomy places the organism in Eukaryota, Fungi, Ascomycota, Sordariomycetes, Sordariales, Chaetomiaceae. The transcript is spliced from 2 exons.
AUGACCUGCCACUACUACCCCCCGGCAGACCUAGACGAGCUAGAAGAAGAAGCCACACAAGCAGAUGUAUCCUCACAAGUGGCGGCGCUGCAGAUUGUGGCGGGCAUUUUCAACCGGGCCGGCCUGCCGUAUGGGGUGAUGGGGGGCAUGAACUUUUAUUUUCGCGGGACGGGCCGGACGACGGAUGAUGUGGAUUUGGCGGUGACGGGGGAGCAGAGUUUGGAGAAGACGCUGGAGUUGUUGGAGGGAGAGGAGAGAAUCACCCGCCCCAGAAGCCGCAUGGCCUGGGUUGGCGGAGUAGCCCGCACCUUUGUCCGCGUCGACAAGCAACAAGUCCAAAUCGACCUCAAAUGGCAAAAAAGCGAAGGCCACGGCAUGCCGCUCGAUCUCGACUCGGCCACUGAAGUCUUCCAUCUAACAAAAGACAAAUCCGCCCCCGGUGUCCGCUUUUUGAGGGUUGCACCCCUGGUCAAAGCCAAGUUCCAGUCAUACGGACGCGAGAAACCGGGGGAUUAUGUGGAUUUGUUGUUUAUCUGUACGCAUCCGAAGUAUGGGGCAGAGGUGGAGGGGGUUGCGGGGGAGAUUAGAUUGGAGAAGAGGGAGUUGUUUUUGCGGGAGGUUGGGGAGAGGCAUGGUGGGAGGGUUAAGGAGGUGGGUGAGGUGUUGGGGGUGGAUUUGAAUGUUUUGGAGGAGGUUGCUGAAGCUGAUUCUGAUGAUGAUGCUGAGGAGGACUAA